UAUACACAUAUUGCUAUAUCCUAAUUUACUAUAACGAUACAGCAAGUGCAAAGUUGUAUUAUUUUUUUUUACGAUGAUCUUUUCUUUGAAUGAACUUGUUCACUGGUUGGGUUUGACAAUCUUUGAGAUAUGGAUCAACUUGGUUGCAUUAACAUUUUUUACUGUGCUGUUAGCUUUAAAAUUAGAUGGUAAUUAUUUUUUGGGCGCGUCAGGAUGGUGGGAAGUAUUUUCGCCUCUUUUCAUAGCCGAUGGUCUGAAUACGUACUUUUGCGCGAUCAUACUUAUAAGAAUGUAUAUGGAGGGAAUGAUCAAAGUAGGCAUUUUACGAGCAUUGUGGAGUCUGAUAUCGUUACUUUUGGUCUUUGUAUUUAAGUAUCUUUUGUGUAAAAAGCUCUCUGGACAAAGCACAUUGGAGUACUCGGAAGUUUUGAGUCCUGUAUUCAUUCUCCUGCAAUUGAUUGCAGUCAGAGCCUGUCAACUACAUUAAGGGAAGUGAAAAAAUUUUUUUUAUGUAAGAUAGUGCUUCCACACAAAGCAUUGCUAUAUAUGAUAACAUUAUUAUGUACCAUACAAAACUUGUAUAUAUAUUUCAUCACAGAUUUAUUAACUAGAUAAAUUAUUUAAAAAAUAUUUUAUCUAUGUCACUUAUAUUUUUAUCC
Nylanderia fulva is the source of this 659-nucleotide messenger RNA. RefSeq names its product transmembrane protein 203. Gene Ontology annotation, biological process: intracellular calcium ion homeostasis. Gene Ontology annotation, cellular component: endoplasmic reticulum. Lineage: Eukaryota; Metazoa; Arthropoda; Insecta; Hymenoptera; Formicidae. The record is from RefSeq and is a predicted model, not a curated record.